This is a messenger RNA of Pseudomassariella vexata, 435 nucleotides long. RefSeq lists its product as uncharacterized. The transcript has 2 exons. Gene Ontology annotation, molecular function: chitin binding. The coding region runs from base 1 to 435 and encodes 144 amino acids. The record is from RefSeq and is a predicted model, not a curated record. NCBI's taxonomy places the organism in Eukaryota, Fungi, Ascomycota, Sordariomycetes, Amphisphaeriales, Pseudomassariaceae.
AUGCAGUUCCUUACUUCCAAGCUUGCUAUCAUCUUCCUCGCCACCGCGGCUUGGACAGCCACGACUCCGGACGGUACAUGCGGCAACGAAAAGGCUGGCGACAACAAGGCAUUCACAUGCACCAGGGAACUGCCGUGCUGCUCGAGCUACGGCUACUGUGGUGCAUCGGAUGCCUAUUGCCUGUCGUCAACAGGCUGCCAGAGUGCCUUUUCCUUCUCCGAGAACAAUAUUACAUCAACCGCUUGCUAUGCUCCGAGAAACGGCACAGUUUCGCCCGACGGUACAUGCGGCAGGGCUAGGGCAGGUGUUCAUGGAUACAAGUGUCCUUCUACCCCUGACAUGGAAUGCUGCUCAGUCGCGGGCUGGUGUGGAAAUACUGCUGACCACUGCGCUGCUUCCAAUGGCUGCCAGGCGUCGUUUGGAAAAUGCAUCUAA